AAUCUCCACAUGCAGCUUUGAGAAUUGAGACCAAAAGGAGAAAUGGAAUCACUAAUUGAGGAAGAAGAAGAAGAGUCACGAUUUUUCGAUGCUCGCGAAGAAAUCGCGUCUUGUUCAAGUACAAGUCCUUAUAGAAUCGAGUACGAUGAAUCACCAUCGUCGAUUUCUGGGGAAUUUCGUUACGAUGUUUGGAUCAAAAGCCCAGGAAACACUGAGGAGCGUCGUCAGAAGUUUUUGAACUGGAUGGGUUUAAGUAGUAGUGUGAGCGAAGAUAAAUCAGGUAAUGUGAAUCGUUUAUGGAGCUCGGUUAAUGAAUCAGCGGUUUUGAUGAGUUUGAAAUCUGAUGAUGAUGAGUUUAGCUCUUGUCGUUGUGAUUCUUCUGUGUUUAGUCCAAGUGAGAAUGUAGAUAGAAUUGUGAAAGAGGAAGAAGUAGAUAGUCGAAUGGUUUUGAGGAAUUUGGGUUUUGGUGAUGAUGAUGAUGAUGAUAUUAGCUCUAGUCUUUGUUCUGUAUCAUCAUCGCCUGUAUCGGGUUUAACGGAUAGGAUUGUGAAGGAAAAUGGUGAAGCGUUACCAGACCCGAUGGUUGCUGCGGAGGUAAGGGAUGUAGGUGGGAUUAUGAAGAGGGUUAAGGAGAAAUGGUUGAGUCGGUUGUACAAAGUGCGGAGUAAGCGAAGUGCGGGAGAUGAUAAUGGUGGUGAAGUUGCGGUUUGCGGGAGUAGAAUUGAGAGAGUUAAGGUGAAAGAGUAUAAGAAAGAGGCUAGGGAGCUUUCUGCUCUUUUUAAAGGUCAAGAGAUACAAGCUCAUGAGGGAGCGAUUCUCGCUAUGAAGUUUAGUCCUGAUGGGAGGUAUCUUGCGAGUGCUGGUGAAGACGGGGUUUUGCGGGUUUGGAGUGUUGUUGAAGAUGAAAGAUGUGAAGAACAUGACGUUCCUAAGAUUGAUCCUUCUUGCAUAUACUUUGAAGUGAGCAAACUCUCUGAGUUGAGACCUGUGGCUGUAGAAAAGGAUGGGAUUACUGGUUCAUUGAUGAGUCCAAGGAAGACAACAGAGUCUGCUUGUGUUAUUAUUCCCCCAAAGAUUUUCCGGGUUCUUGAUAAACCACUUCACGAGUUUCUUGGUCAUAGUGGUGAUAUCCUUGACAUCUCAUGGUCCAAGAACAAUCGUCUGUUGUCAGCUUCAGUAGACAAUAGUGUUCGGCUUUGGCAGAUCGGCCAUGAGGACUGUCUUGGAAUCUUUUCUCACAGUAACUACGUUACAUCUGUUCAGUUUAACCCGGUGGAUGAUGAUCACUUCAUCAGUGGUUCGAUAGAUGGAAAAGUUCGUAUCUGGUCAGCUUCUCAGUGCCAAGUUGUAGAUUGGGCCGACGCCAGGGGCAUUGUAACCGCAGUUUGUUAUCGCCCAGAUGGGCAGGCAGUGAUUAUCGGAACUUUGACAAGCGAUUGUCGCUUCUACAAUGUAUCAGGCCACUGCCUUCAACUCGAUGGUCAUAUAUGUCUGCACAACAAAAAGAAGUCGUCGAAUAAACGAAUAAUCGGCUUUCAGUUUGAUUCAACCGACCCAAGCAGAGUCAUGGUGGCAUCCGCAGAUUCACAAGUGAGGAUCAUUAGCGGUCGCAACGUUGUCCACAAAUACAAAGGAUCUCGAAAUGCCGGAAACCAAAUAUCGGCAUCUUUUACAGCAGACGGGAAGCAUAUAGUAUCGGCGUGUGACGACUCCUCAGUCUACGUCUGGAACUGCGUUGGACACAACCCUGAACAGCCGUCUCCUGGUUUUUUCUCUCACACCAAACGACUUAAAAUCCGAUCAUUCGAAAAAUUCUCUGCAGAUGUCUCAGUAGCUAUCCCGUGGUGCGGGUUUACGCAUGUACUCUCCGGUGGAUCCGAGCUAUCGCCAUCGCUCUUCUCACUGGGGCGCGAGUACGUUCUCGAUUCUCCUAAGGGAUCCGCCACUUGGCCGGAGGAGAAGCUAGCGAGCUCAUUUUCUCCGGUUAAAGCGAUCCGUAGAUCUCAUUACAAAUUCCUCCGAUCGUCGUGCCGGAGAACGUCGGAGUCAUCUCAUCUCUGGGGAUUGGUUAUAGUCACCGGAGGGUGGGAUGGACGGAUCAAAUUGUUUCACAACUAUGGUGCUGAAGCGAGUAUUGGUGUAAACUACGGCACAAUAGCUAACAACCUCCCUCCGCCGCAACAAGUAGCGGAGUUCCUCCUCCAUUCAACCGUCAUUAACCGCAUCCGCCUCUUCGACACCGAUCCUCAAAUCCUCCAAGCCUUUGCUAACACGGGUAUCGCCGUCACUGUAACCGUCCCCAACGACCAAAUCCCACACUUAACCAACCUCUCCUCCGCCAAACAAUGGAUCUCCGAUCAAAUCCAACCUCACUUCCCAUCAACAAACAUCAUUCGUAUCCUCGUCGGAAACGAAGUCAUCUCCACCGCCAAUCACCUCCUCAUCAGAACCUUAAUCCCAGCAAUGCAAUCUCUCCACACCGCCUUAGUCUCCGCUUCUCUCCACCGUCGAAUCCAAAUCUCAACGCCACAUUCUUUAGGAAUCCUCACUAAUUCAACCCCACCUUCUUCCGCUAAAUUCCGGCGAGGCUACGACACAAAUGUCCUCAAGCCUCUCCUUAGCUUCCUCCGAUCUACUUCUUCUCCGUUCGUCGUCAAUCCUUAUCCGUUCUUCGGUUACUCAAUCGAAACUCUCGAUUUCGCUCUCUUUAGACCUAAUCCAGGCUUAUUCGAUCAACACACGAAGCUUCUCUACACAAACAUGCUCGAUGCUCAGCUUGAUUCGGUUUAUUCCGCCAUGGAUAAGCUAGGGUUUUCAGAUGUUGAGAUCGUGAUUGGCGAAAUCGGGUGGCCAUCGGAGGGAGAUAUAGAUCAGAUCGGCGUUGAUGUUGAUACAGCGGCUGAAUUUAACAAGAAUCUGGUGACGCGUGUAAAUUCCGGUACCGGAACUCCAUUGAUGCCAAAUCGGACUUUUGAAACUUACAUUUUCGCGCUCUUCAAUGAAAAUCUCAAAUCCGGACCAACGUCGGAGCGUAAUUUCGGCAUCUUCCGAUAUGAUUUGACUCCGAUCUAUGACAUCGGAAUCCUCCGGCCAACGUAUAGAUCGUCGAAUCCGGAGAACAGUCCUCGAUCACCGGUUAGAGGAUCGCCGGAGAAGCGGUGGUGCGUUACAAAGCCCGGUGCUGAUACGGUGGCUUUACAAAGGAACAUUGACUACGUAUGUGGAUUGGGCUUGGACUGUAGGCCCAUUAAUGAAGAUGGGCUUUGUUUCUUGCCGAAUACAGUGAAAGCCCAUUCGGAGUACGCAAUGAACUUGUAUUACCAAACUAUGGAGAAACACGAGUUCAAUUGCGAUUUCGACAACACUGGAGAGAUAACUACGAUUGAUCCAAGCUAUGGAAAUUGUGAAUAUCAGGCUUAGUAAGUUUACCUUCUUAUAAAAACGUACAAAGUGU
Messenger RNA from Arabidopsis arenosa, 3454 nucleotides. The record is from the annotation of a GenBank genome assembly. NCBI's taxonomy places the organism in Eukaryota, Viridiplantae, Streptophyta, Magnoliopsida, Brassicales, Brassicaceae.